CGACGACGACGACGACGACCACGAUCAAAAGAAAAGAGAAAAUUCUUGCAAUUUUCCCCAUUUCGAGAUCGGUUCGAGGCUCAUUGAGUCGUUACAAAGUUGAGUCAAAGAAAAAAUCUAUUAAAUUGCGGUUGUAUCAAGUGCACCAAGCAAUUGUGGUUCAAACGUUUGAAAAUUUAAGGAAAAAAAAAGCGAACAGCAUAUCCUAAAGACAAUCGCGUAUGCACUGACACGUGUAAUAAGACUGAUAAAACCUGAUCGAUAUAAAACGUUCGGCCCUUUUUUUUCGUGAAAAAAAGAAGUUUUUCUUAAAGACAACAAUUAAAAACACGUUGGAUUUAACGGUAAAUUUGAAUUGAUUUGAACUGCAUCGCAGGCGAUUUUUUCGACUUUUUUUUCAUCUUGUUAAUGUGUCGCAUCGUGUAGAAUAAUCAAAAAUUCAAAUUAGUAAGAGAUAGAAAAAAAACAACAAACCCAAAAAAAAGAAUUCUUCAUCGAAAUUUCUAUGGUCAAAAUUCGAGUCGAAGAAGAAACAAGAAUUUCAGGUGUUUUCGGUGGAUUGAAAAGACGCAUUGAACCUUUUACAGUUUUGUGAAAGAGAGAAAAAAUCAGAAGAAUUAACGAAGAAAAAACCAAAAUCAUAAAAUUUGGUGCAUCUUGUUUCCAGUUUUAUUGUGUGUGUGUGCGCGCUUUUUUUUAUUGUUGAACACAGAAAAAAAAAUACUUUUGUUAUUGCUGUUGGUAUUCUCCAAAUUCUCCCGUUGUUUUAAUUUGUUUUCGUUGGUUGUGCGCGUGCGCGUAAACAUAUCACGUUAAUAUACUGCCCAUGCUGGUUUGGUUAAGCCCAGGCUGUUGCUGCUGCUGCGUCUUCUUCUUCUUCGGUUGAAAUGUACAUUUCGCUGUUGUAGGAGCCAAACCGUAAAAUUUGGGUCAAGUUUAAAGAAAUUCCAAUCUGACUAGGUGUACUGUUGGUGCCGUUGCUGCCCAUUGCUGCUGCUGCUGCCGCUGCUCUUCACUCGUUGAUGAUUUCAUGUGCAUACAUGAAUUGCUUUCAUUCGAAAAUAUUUCUCUUGCUCACACGGUUUAAUUAUCAAUCACGUUGAGAAGAUACACCGCCAGCUAAAGAAUACACAAACACACGCACACACUACAAUAAUAGCUACGCCAAGAGCAACAAACGUUGUUAAGUUAAAUAGAAAUAAAUAUGUGGCGUUUAUUUAUUGUGGCACUGUCAACGGCAAUCGUUUGCUGUUCGGCCGAAAUCGGAUCAUAUGAUUAUGACAAUAAAAUUGAAGAGAAUACAACAAAUGAUCGUGAUAAUUUGACAUCGAACGUGUACGUUUUGCCCGAGCAAAUUUUCAACGAUGGCAAACCAUUUUAUGUGAAAAAAGACUCGUCGGGUUCGAUUGAUUUUAAUGCAAAAACCACACCCGAAUCGCUGCCAACACCAACCGAUGCGAUCAGCACUCAAACCACCACCCUGAACAAUGGUGCCGUUGCCAAUGAGAUGAAUAGCACACGUAAACAUGAUAUUAGUUUGGAUAAUACCGUUCGAACACAGAAUAUCCAUGAUUUUUUGAAUUUACCCGUAAAAUAUCAAUCAUCGAAGUUCGUGUAUCCGCUGGUGUCCAGCUCAUAUGCCAAUCUCAAGUAUCAGGGUAGCAAUAAAAACUAUGUGUCCAAUCACAAAUUAGAUUCGUCGACGGUGAAAUCAGUGGCAUACACCACGAAAAAAUACAAAUCCACAUAUCCAACCAAAUCGUAUACAGCAUCGUUCAGAACGAGUAGCACAACGGAAUCAUAUGAUAGCAGUACAAAAGCUACGCCAUUGACAACGACAACAGCGAAUAAUACGCGAAAAUAUGCCAGCAUUCCGCCACGAACAUCAACGCCAGGAAGACGUUACACAACACUUUCAAGAGUGAGCAGUACAACGGUGCGUAAUAGUUUGCCGAAUACAGAUGUUAAAUUCACACGAGGCCGAUCGACAACCACGACCACCACCACCACCACCACAACAACAACGUCAACGCCUAUUGAAUCAUUUGAAAAUUCAUUCGUAACACCAACACCAACACCAAUUGCAAGUUCAACAGCCGUUGCACCGGAGCACAAAAACAACAAGAAUGCUACCGCUGAAGAUACAAAAGAUGGUGAUAGCAUGGGCAUUAGCGACUUAUUCUGGAAUUUCUUCUCUAACAAUGAAGAAAACGAUGAAACCGAAGCCACAAAAGUGACACCAUCGACUACGGUGAUGACAUUGCGACCAACCGUUUCGACAACACAUGCACCUCUGAACACAAGAGAUUAUGCACAUACGCGACCGUAUACCAGUCGAUACAACAUCACAAUGGAUUCGGCAACACGAAAACCAAUCAAUCGGACAGUUAUACAGUCGGAGUUGAGCACAUCCACGAUUCGUUCAACCGAACCGAUCGGAGAUCGAUUUGCUUCGGCAUCAACGGCAUCAUCAUUGAUCGCCGACUAUGGUGAUAAGACGACAGUGCAUGCUGGCAAAUUCCGUCCACCAACCAAUGUGAAUAAUAUUCGAGUAUCGCCCGGUGCAAAUACAGUAACAUUCGUUACAAAUGGCCAAGUUUCAGCGGCUACCAGCGGCAUUGGCUUUGACAAUGUUCAUCCAUUCGGUGAGCAGAAUACGUACAAAGGCCCAUUCCAACCACCACCACAAAAUCAUAUGAAUAACAUUGUUGUUUUGCCCGAUUCGAAUUCAGCAUCGUUUGUGGCCACCGGUCAAUUACAAACCACAAAUCGUUUCGAUCAAAAGCCCGUCGCGCCUCAAAGUGAUAACAACAACGUGCACCGACCAAUCUCCAAUCAAAACAAAAUCGAUGAAACAACGAAACCGGGCAUCACUUUCAUUUCAAAGGGUCAUGUGACAUCGGCCGAAGCGUAUGAUAAUCCAAACCAGAAUAAUGUCGUUUUCCAUGGACCAUCCGCAUCGAAUUCGAAUAACAUCGUCAUUGCGCCGGGCAUGCACACCGCAUCGUUUGUAACGACAAGUCAAAUGUCAUUGGGCGGCGGUGAAAAACCAUUGCCUCCAGAUCAAAUUAAAAAUAUUGAAAAUGAGAUCAAUGUUUAUGGGCCGGGAUUGCAAUCGACACAACGGCCACAUGGAUUUUUGUUGCCAUCAACUACAUCGAUUCCAAAACCAGUUUAUACGAUUAUCGCGCAAUCGGCCAGCAAUGAAAAUGACACGCAACACAUUCGAUUCCCCAAUGAAAACGGUGAAAAUGCAGAGAAAUUGAUUGCAAACCCGUCCAUUCAGACACCCGAAGCCAUCACGACGAAUAAUACAAUCAAAUUCCCACCAGCAAAAAAUCAAGUGCCACAAGCCGUUCUACAGAUACCACAAGCACCACCAGCUCCACCAAGUGAAGGAGGUUUUGUUAAAUUCACCGAUACUCGCAACGAAAUCACCGAUGGCCAGAUCGAUCCAAACAAUUACAAGCAAAUCAUUCAGACACCAUCGUUGCCAGCCGCCGGUAAUUUCGUUGUAUUCCGUCCACAGCCAGUGAUUGCUGUACCACAACCACCGCCAACAUUGGUCAUGGGAAUGGGAAUGCCUCAAAUGAUUCGUAACACACCAUUUUUAUUCAAGAAACAGCCAACAUUCGUCCAUUAUCCGCGCAAAAAUUACACACUUCCGAAUAUUCUGCCACAGUUCCGGCCAUCAACUCAACCGCAACCACAACACCAAAUCUCAUUGAGCCCCGAGAUUGCCAAUCAAUUGCGUCAAGGUCAACUAAAUCGUGCACAAUACCUGUACAAUGCCCAGAAUCUACGGUACAAAAUGCCAAUGCAGUAUAUGCAGUAUGGCCAACGCCCAAUGCAAAUGCGACCACCGUCGCUGGCCGAUCAAACGCAAGCGCAAAAUCGACGUCACUUUGAAUUGCAUCCGGGCAAUUUCAAUCAGCGAAUUUAUGAUCGUCCAAUGCUACCGUCGCAUCUAUUCAAUCGUAACACAAUUGUUGGAGCAAACGCAUUGCUCGUCGAACCGCAACGAUUCGAAGAAAAUAUGAAAGUUACAGCGACAAAUGGCAAUCUGGACGGUAGUAUCAGCAACGGUAGCGGUAGUAAAAAUGUGGAUUUCGAAAAUGGUGACGGCAAGUUGAUGUCUGCACAGUCAAUUGUCGAAAGUCAAAAAGAAAUACCAAAAGUGGAACCAGUUACCACACUCCAAAUGAUUCAGCAUCAACGACUUUUGCAAAAAACCGGUGGAAUUGUUGCCAUGAAUGGUUUGUCGGGCAAUAGAAAUGCAACGGCAACGGCAACGGCAACGGCCACAAACACUGACACAAACGGUAGCGAGAAGCCGUUGUAUGUUGUAUAUCCGAUGCAAAAGCAAUCGAUAGCCGGUCACAUUCAGAUGCAACGCGGAAACGGUGGUGAAAUUUUGGCCGAUCAAAUGCAUAAACCGGCAACCAUUCAACAGCUUGGACUGCCAUACACAUUGGAAAAGAAUAAAUCGCGUUACAUACUCAAUAGCCGACCUGCUUAUGAAUUGGAAAAAAAAUCAGAACAACAACAGGACCCAAUUGCUGCUGCUGCCGCUGAAAAUGACGAAGAAGACAGUGAUCGUCCUAUAGCAAUUGCUUAUUCGCCAACUGAACCAAAUCCAUCUCAUUUGGCGGAUGUGUAUCGUCCGACGCCAGCUCAUCAUAAUCAUAAUCACCACAGUACGCCUGUAUUUGCGAACGCUCCCGUCGCUAACAACCAUAACGAUGGCUCGAAUCUCAAUGCAAAUCAACAAUUUCAGGCACCAUUCAUACCAAGCAUUAAUUUAGAGAAUACCCAAAGUACACAUAAUGGUUGGUUAAUUGUGACACCACCGUCUGUUGCCAGUGGUUCGUUGAACGUUGAUUCGAAGAGCAAUCGAAUCAGUGCAUCGCUCGUAAAUUCAAAUGCAACUGCAUCAAUCAGCCGAUCGGACAGUGAAGAAACGGCCGAAUCGGUGGCUAGUGUUGAAAAUACAACGAGAAAAUUCGAUUUUGCCAACUUUACACCCGAUUUCCAAAGUGGUUUUGUGCCAAUCUACAAGGCGAGCACCAUUCCACCGGCAUCAGCACCAGAGGCGGAAAAAAGCGGACCAACCGCUCAAACACGGGCCGAUAGUGACAUAUCCGAUCGUUCUGAUAUCAGCUUAGAAUCCUUAAUCUAUGACGAUGAAGAAAUGUAAGCAGACAAAAAAGAAAAGAGAAAUUCACAACAAAACACCUGACUAUUUAUUUAUAUACAUAGAAUCUAAAAUGUAAAAUCGAUUAUCUAUUGACCGCGAUUAGUGGCUUAAGUGUGCACGUAGGAACAGCAAAAAAAAAUAACAUCAAUUAAUCAAUGUGUGUUUCGGUGUAUACAUAUUUUUUUCGGUAUCUUUGGAUCGAUUGCGAAUUUAAAAUGAACGACCGCUACUUAAACAUUCUUGUGGUGGCGACAGCAAUCGAAAGAGUGAGAGAAAAGAAUGAAGAAUAUGUAAAAUAUACACACAUAAACACGCGCGCACAAUUCAAUAGAAUAUCGAUACUCUACCGUAAUACUUUGCUGAUUUUAAGUAGGCUACUAACUUAUAAUUUAUUUACGAAUCCGAAGCGAAAGACAAAACAGAAUCGCACGGCAAUAGAGCAUACAAAACAACAACGGCAGAAAAAUAAUUUCGAAUAGAAGGCAGAUGUAUGUAAAUUUAUGUAAGACAUGAUGAAAAACCAUAAGAAGGUGAGUGAGUGAGAGAAAGAGGGAAAAAGAUAUUGAGACGGAAAAAGGGAGAGACUUACAUAUUUUAUUUCUGAGGAUUUCAUUCCAAGACACAAAAAGACAAGAAAGAGAAAGAGAGACAGCGAGUAGAAAAAAGAACAACGGUGUUAUCAAAUCAGCCAUAUAAUAGUAGCAGUAAAGUAGAAAGAAGCAAAAGCAUAUACAACAACAAAAAUUGUAAAAGUAUUUAUAUAAACAUGAAAUGUUGUCGCAAUGACAAUGUGAAUAAUCGUGUCAAAUUCUGAUGCUAAAAAGACUUAAAGACGUUGUUGUACCAUUUUAUCCAACGCGAGAUCAGGUUCGUUUUUCGACGCAUCGAAGUGAAAGACGCAACCCGAUGAAUAUGUGUACGUAUGUAAAAAUUGUGUAAUUUUGUGUAAACCAAACGAUGGAAAAAGAGCAACAAUCGCGGCGGAAAAAAAAUGAUCCAAAAAAAAAACCAUGUAAAACUGUUUGCAGUUUUUUUGCUUGGGUUUUUUCUUUUUGCUCUUCAAGAUGAUUCGACAACUUUUGUGUAAGAAAAUCAUCGCUACGGAUGACGCACAAGCUUACUGAUGCAAAUCAUACAAACACAUACCGAGAUUACAUAUUUUUGAUGUAAAUUCAUUUAAUAAUUUAUGCAUACAAAUCAUUCGUGUGUGUGUGUGUACGUUCUUUUUUUUCGUUUGUUUUAAAUUAUUUAUUUAUUUAGUAAUUUAUUAUUUAUACAGUACUGAAAUCGAUAGUUGCAACCAUUUCGAGUAGCAAAUGUAGUGUAUCAGGGGUUGCUGCUGUUGAGUUCACACUGAAAACAAAAUUUCGUAUACAGUUAUACGGCUCUUUAAAUUUAUUGUAAUAAUAAACUAAUUUGAUGGAAUAUAUAUACUAUUAUGGUAGUUGCAAAUGAGAUAACGCGAAGGUGAGAGUAGAGAAAAAGAGCCGCCGCUGCUGCAGCUGAAGAGAUUGAGCGAGAGCACUCAAUGUAAUGUGCGCGCUAAAACAAACACACAAAAAACGUUAGCUUAGCUAUAAUUGAAUCACGCACAAAAUUUCCAAAUAUAAAUCGCUGGCAAAGUGGAUUUUUCCAUCGAAAAAGAAAAACUACUUGCUGCGUUGCAUGUACGCGGUAUUUUUUUCGGCAUGUAUCCAAAUUUCCUUUCCAGAGACACACAACGACCGACAGCGGGAGAGAAACAACAAAUAAAACGCGACCAAAGCACCAAAAAAAUAAUAAUAAAUCAUAGAGAGAUAUUUAUGCACUCGUUUCACUAAUUACAGCGCGAGCAAAAAAGAAAAAGAAAAAGCAAAUGAGAGAUGUUUGUACCACAGUUUUUAAAAAGAAGAAACACACAGAGAAAAAAACAACAACAAUUCGAUGUAGUAAAUUUUAAAAAAAGACAUGUUUAUUUUUUAUUUUUUCUUAAAUUUUUCUGUUUACUUCAUUUGCUCACUCUCCCUAUAUCUCGCCGAUAGUUUAAAUUUCGUCAAGUAGAAGAAGAAGGAAAAUAUAAUGAAAUAGAAACUGUUUGCAUGUAUUACUAGAUUGUAACCGAUCUGGAAAAAAAACACAACAGAAUCCGUAGUAAAUAAAAUGAAAGUUUUUUUUU
Messenger RNA from Sitodiplosis mosellana (orange wheat blossom midge), 7352 nucleotides. Its product is annotated as mucin-2. The record is from RefSeq and is a predicted model, not a curated record. The coding region runs from base 1205 to 5197 and encodes 1330 amino acids. The transcript has 3 exons. Lineage: Eukaryota; Metazoa; Arthropoda; Insecta; Diptera; Cecidomyiidae.